CAGCCCUACCCAGUGGUCAACUGUCAUCUGAUGUGAGCAGGGUCAACAAACUGCUGUACCACGAGAGGAGGCUACAGGACAUGAUAGGAAAGUAUAGCGUGAGGGUGAAGGGCAGCGCGUGUGCUUCAAUACAGAUAUCAUGGAAGAGAGGAAAAUACAAACAUGGUGAUCCUGGAAAUCAAAAUGCUCUCUGGCUUUGUCCCAGAUCCACAGUCUUUGAAGGAGCUUAAAGGGGCCCUGCUGGUGGAUCUUGUUGAAGAAAAGGAGGAUCAUGUUAUGGUGUACAUCUGGGAGCUACCAAAGGACAUACCCAUCAACUACAAGUUACGUCUCAUCCAGGAGCUGUCAGUGCAGAACCUGAAGCCAGCCGUCGUCAAGAUGUAUGACUACUACCAGCCAAGUGACCAGGCGGAGACAGAAUACAUCCACACUUGUGCUGCAGGUAACACUACAUGA
Pleuronectes platessa (European plaice) is the source of this 456-nucleotide messenger RNA. Its product is annotated as pregnancy zone protein-like. Bases 163 to 456 code for a protein of 97 amino acids. The record is from RefSeq and is a predicted model, not a curated record. NCBI's taxonomy places the organism in Eukaryota, Metazoa, Chordata, Actinopteri, Pleuronectiformes, Pleuronectidae. Gene Ontology annotation, cellular component: extracellular region. The transcript has 5 exons.